GGGAGGGAGGGAGGGAGAGAGAGAGAGACGGAGGCGACUUUAGGGUUUCACUCCUGUCGCCGGCGCCCCAGGCCGCAAGCCCGGAACAGAAUCUUCCGCUUCCGCCGUCGCCCCCGGCCGGAACAGAGGCUCGCCGCUCCCGCCGGCGAACCGGAGCUACAGGCGCAUCCGGUGGGCCGCUCUGCACCGGAGGCCGUACAUUUCCGGCGGAAUCGCGCGUCUCCUCCUUCACCGGAUCUCCCUCCGUCCAACCCGCAGCGCCCCGUCUCCGACGGCCUGUUCCGCAUCUCGGCCGCCCUCCUGGGCCUGCAGCUUCCUCCUCCCACCUCAGCAUUCCGUCUAUCUGGCCGGCAUCUCCUCGACAGAGUGUUCAGUGGUCUUGGUUAGCACAGUACCAUGGAUCCCGAUCCCGCCACUGACACCACUCUUGUUUUUGAAAAAGAUGUACUGGAAACAGUUUUUACUCAAGCUGCACCUUAUGUUGCAAGGCUUAAUAUGCGGCCCGUCCGUACAGACCUCCUUAUUGGAUCAACAGAAUUGCAUGCUUUGGUAUCUGUUGACUCUUCUACGCUGACCGAAUUGCCCAAAUCGGUUCAGUUUUAUAAUCAGAAGAAAGCUGCAAUUGUUCAGAAGAAGGUGGGGCAACUUCCUGGGUGCAGUAUUACUAUCCUGUUUACAGACCGCAUGCACAACCCGCUGCCUCCUGUUCAAUUUGCUGAUUUGGAUCCCAAUGACAAUGUGUGUGAGAAGGUGGUGUCUCUUUUCCCCUAUAUGGAUGGAAUUUCUAUGUUCAAUGGACAUGUUGUGUUAAAUAAUUGCACUUCCAUGGGUAGGGGGGGAACUAUUCAGCCAGGAUCCGCAGACUUGUUUGCAUUUACUUGCACAAACGCGGUCCUAUUUCACAUAGCAAGAAACGAUGAUGAAGCAAAACUGGUAGCAGAACAUCUUCGAAAGAUUGCUGGUGCUGCUGUGUUCAACUUAAAGGGCGAGGUUGUUGGCAUACUAAGUUCGUAUGCUAGAGGUUAUGAUGUGAAACUGGCCAAGAAGUCAUCUUACUUUAAAAAGCACUUUGAUAAACUGGGAGACAAACAAGUGAAGUGACUGAUGGUAAUGCCCAGCAAAACAAUGUAUUCAAUAUAAUACUGACUUUAUUUGAAUUUCAGGGGCAGGGGAAGUUCUCUAAGUCGGAGAUCCCGAGGAAGCCUAAUAUCUGAAGACACUCGAUGCUUUUUGGGUAAUUCUCGCAGUUGUAUUUACAUCCUAACUUUUUUUGGUGCCCACCGUGAUAUUCAUAAUACUCCUCCAUUCCUGGUUGGUGGUAGUUUUUGUGAGACAUGAUCAACUAGACGGUGAGGUACCCAUACCUAAGUAGCUAUGGAAAGAACAACAAGUCAGCUAUGUCGUGGCCAGCGGUGACUUCCUCAGUAGCAGGGCCCAUACCCAAGAAUAGGGUGAUGGAGCAUGGGUGGAGGCAUUCAAAUGUCGAGCUUUCUGGAUAACAGCGACAAUCUGAACAAUUCACCUAUAUCGAGAAUUUUUUGGUGUACAUAAAGGACCAUGGUGAUUUCUGUGGUUUUAAUUUUAGCAAGUGAGAUAACCUUGUCAAGCAAAUGAUACUAACAGGGACUACUUGAUUUUGAUGUCUCAAGACAAUAUGGUUAUGGUUAUGUGAUCUCAUAGCUGAACAUCUGCUUCUUUGUAUAAAAUUUCUGGUUGCAGAAGAUUGUUUA
Messenger RNA from Triticum aestivum (bread wheat), 1730 nucleotides. RefSeq lists its product as uncharacterized. The transcript has 4 exons. Bases 397 to 1101 code for a protein of 234 amino acids. NCBI's taxonomy places the organism in Eukaryota, Viridiplantae, Streptophyta, Magnoliopsida, Poales, Poaceae. The record is from RefSeq and is a predicted model, not a curated record.